Selaginella moellendorffii is the source of this 2333-nucleotide messenger RNA. RefSeq lists its product as uncharacterized. Bases 667 to 2151 code for a protein of 494 amino acids. The record is from RefSeq and is a predicted model, not a curated record. The transcript is spliced from 6 exons. Lineage: Eukaryota; Viridiplantae; Streptophyta; Lycopodiopsida; Selaginellales; Selaginellaceae.
GAGCUUCGUAGUGUUAUUUAUUCUCGCAUUGUCUCGCCGUUCGUCGUGUUCUUCGUCGCGUCGCCGCCGUCGUGAUUCGCGGGACCGCCCUCGUUUGCUGUCGGCCUGGUCUGCUCGUUCUAUCGAUCGAGGUGCUCUAAUCGAUCGAUCGUGAGUGGCGUGUAUGCCGCUACUCCAUCAGCCGCAAAGAUCCCGUGGAAAUCGUCUUCGUUCCCAAAUUUCCGCGCACAGAGAAAAGGAGGGAGGGAGGGACUGACGUCUCGCAACAACCACUGCUGUGAAAAUAUCCUUUGUGUCCGGGAGCGCUUUAAAGCACUGGGCAGGAAGAGCGCUUUGGAUGGAUGGCUGCUGGCUGGGCCGAGGAUUUGUGGCAAACUUUUAAGCUCCGAAUUUAUCGGGCUCUCUCUCUCUCUCUCUCUCUCUCUCUCUCUCCUUUUUUUUCUUCUUUCUGGUCCAUCUCGAAACACCACUGCCUAAUCGCGUGAAGUGCUCCAGAGCUUUCAGAGGUAGAGGAGAGGAGCUGUAGCAGCUGGUCUGAGAGGGACGCGCGGUUUAUUACUGUGAAGUUCGGUGGAGAUUGUCACACUGGCAUGUGUUGGGCGAAUUCUCUAAAGGCUUCGCAAACUUACGGAAACGGCAAAAGAGGCCUGAAAGCUUGAAGUGACGAUGACGAUGAUCGUGCGGGAGAUGAUUCUGCUGGAUCAAGCGUGCUUCGAGCCGGAUGAUCCCCACAGCUUCAACGAUGAUUCAGGAUGGUUGGGACCUCCCAGUGCUGUUCCAUUCGCCUGGGAGCUGGCUCCUGGAACUCCGAAGCAGGAGAGAAAAUCAGCUCCUGAAGUGUCGGAUUCAACAAGGGAGGCUUUCUCUGGAGAAGUUUGCAAGGCAAUUGUCAAGGUUGAAUCUGAAGGGGAGGACUCCGGCGAGCCGGACAGGCACUCAGUUCACAUCUUAGAAAAUGCCCCUCGCUCCUUCCUGGAGUCCCGGAACAGCGAAGUCUCAGGCGAGCCAGCGGAUCAUUUCAAGGAACGGACAGUCGCGUUCAAGUGGGAGAUGGAGCCUGGCAUACCGAGAGAUCCAUUGACGUGUCGGGAAGUUCUCGACUGCCCGCUUACGCCUCCGCCAGUGUUCCACUCCCGGAGCAUGGUCGUGUACUCUAGCAGGAGCAGCAAGAAGACAUUUUCUCUGUCCGAGAGAUUGAGAAGCUUGCUGUGGAUACAGCCGCACAGGAAGCAGCCCGACUUUCAAACGCGCCUGAAUCCUCCAGGAAGGGCUUCCUCGAAGACCACAAAGGCGACGCUUCUGCUCAAGAAUUCACCGCACAACGGCUCAAGCAAUUCGCUGUCGAAGAAGAACGGUGCUGCUCAUUCGGACGAGGAGGAGGACCUCUCACCAGUAAGUGUUUUGGAUUACAACAGCUCCAUGAGGUCCAGCAGCCACCCUGCGGAUAACAGCAACAACAGUAACAGGCUUUCGUCGGCGUCGUCCUCGAGACGCUCGCACUAUCACACGCCACAGCACUCUUUCUCCGGGGAUGUCAACGCAGCAAACUUAUCGUCGACAGGCAGCUUCACGUCGUUCAUCGGAUCUAGCAAGCGAAGCAGUCUCUCGGCUCUUCUCAUCCGGAGGAACAAGAACAGGGAGCCGACGGGCUGCUUGACGAUGCUCCGCUCGAAUUCAUUCGCCACUACAAACGACUCGUUUGAAGAGGCAGUGAGCGAGGUCAACAGCAGUGACAGAUCCUCGUCUCUCAGCAGCGACGAGAAUCACAAGAAGCCAGGCACCAACAAAGACUGUGGCGAGAGCUCCGACGAAGACGCUCGAUCGGUUUACUUCUCGCCGGCUCCAAACAUCGAGAGUCCGAGGAAGUCAUUCUCGUUCCAGAGCAGAGCCAUGGACGACGAACGGGACGCCGCCAAGUUCAAGAUCAUUGACCGAGUCGACUCUCUGGAGACGAUCGAUCCGGGCUUUGCUCCAUCGGAGCUUGGCGACGUUAGCUACCAGCGCAACAUUCUCAACAGGAUGACGAGCUGUGCUCGCUGGCAAAGGAAGCAGGCAUCGAUCAAGCAGACCAGGAGUGGCAGCCAUCUCGCCAGGAGCUUGUUUGGGCGAGUGACAGUGUGCUGCUACGUCCCGCGUGAAGAUCAAUGCUGAUGGCAUUCAUGGUCGACUUAUUAGAACUCAACAAAAGCCAGCCAGUUCGUGAUAGGAACAAGUGCUGCGUGUAAAAACAAAAUGAAAAUACAAAAAAUUCUCAUUGCGGCGUGCUUUAAGCUUGCUGAAUGUACUAAGAUUUUCAACGGUAAAUAGUUUGGGUGAACAAAGUUUGGCAAGAA